AUGAUAAACCACAUCCCACCAUCCUCUUCUGCCAAUGUCUUUCUUCAAUCACUAAUAGAAACCACCGGUCAUUUGGCGAUCACCUGGUCAUUGCGAAAUACCAAAUAUUCUUGGAAAUGCCUAUCUCCAACCCUUUUGCGUAGAACCGCCAAAGAAGCCUGUCCAGACAGGACCGAUGCGUUCACUCUCAAAUAUGUUCAUUUAUCUUUAUUUUCUCACCUUCCACCAUGGUACCCUGCGUGCGCCACCCCACACUGGACACCUGCACCUCCUGCGCCUUUGACGAUGCCUGACGAGUCUGCAUUUGAAAAACGCCUUCAGAAAGCCAUACCAAAGAUCAACCUGGUAAAUGCACCAAAGGCACGUUAUUUUGGCUCAAAAGAAAUCGGAACUGGUGUUAAUGGGUCAGUCGUUCAAGUACUGGUGAAAAGCGCAAAUAAUGGUCUCAGACUUGCCUUGAAGAGAUGUAAACUUGACCACGAUCGCGAAUACCGUGCUGCACUUGUUCGAGAAUUAAAGAUCAUGGCCACCGGGCAUAACAACUUAAUCAAAUUAAGAGAAGCUGCAGUCUUCAAAAGCGAAGUCUGGAUGGCAAUGGAUUUAAUGCGGUGUAGCGUGUUUGCUGUUCUGUGUGUCCGUGGUCUACCAGAAGAAUAUGCUGUGUAUAUCGUUCAAGAGACUUUAAAUGCACUCAUGUUCCUCCACGCCAAAGGAUUUAUACAUCGUGAUGUAAAGUGUGAGAAUUUAUUGAUAGGACCCAACGGAGAGGUUAAACUAGCUGACUUUGGUCUUGCCACGAGUAGUAAGCAUGUGAAUAGAGAAAGACUUGGAACAGCAAAGUGGAUGGCACCUGAAGUGAUUCGUGAACAGCCUUAUGGUGAAAAGGUUGAUCUGUGGUCAUUAGGAAUCACUCUGAUAGAAAUGAUGGAUCGCGUACCACCUCACUACGCUCUCAAGAAAGACGAGGCUGUAUUUGAAAAGAUUCUUGAAGAAGCCAGCCCAACAUUUACCUACAGUUACCCAAGUGUAUAUUGCAAUGGCCUUGUAGCAUGGUUACUUGAAGAGAAUCCUGAUAAUCGUCCAUCUGCUAAAGAUGCCGCAACCGAAAUUGAUGCUCACAUCUCACAAGAUCUGUUAAAGACAACAAAUGCACAAGGUUUGGCCGCCUUUGUCACCAAAACGAUGUAAAACAAACAAAAAUGAACGAACGAAAUGAAACAAAAUGAAACGAAGUAAAGUAAAAGUAAAGUAAGAUGCAAUUGAAAAAGAAAGAAAACAUUUUACACACGUAUCAAUUCUUACUUCUUUAUCUUACUUUAUUUUAUUUUGUUUCAUUUCUGUUUGAUUUUGCUCUGUUUUAUUCUCUUUAUUUAAAUGGCAUCCAAACUCACUCCAGCUCUCCCUUUACAAUACACUAAACUACACUAAACUACACUAAAUUACACUAAAUUACACUAAAUUACACUACACACUUUACACAACACAUUAUUUUACUAGUUUUCUUUCUAUUGCUUUUUUUUUUAGACCUUUUCCUUCUUUCUUUCUACUUCCUCUUCUUCUUUAUAUAUAUAUAAGAAAAAGAAAAGAAAGGAAGUCUUGUUUCCUUUUAUUUCCUAUUUACCCCAUAUAUCCCACCAUCAUAUAUAUAUAUAUAAACAUUGUGUUUCAAUUCUGUUUCAAUUUAUAUAUUUGCUAUUCUUUACACAAUAAUAAUAUCAGUAUCAGCAUCAGUAUCAGUAGCACC
Molecule: messenger RNA, 1744 nt
Organism: Phycomyces blakesleeanus NRRL 1555(-)
Lineage: Eukaryota; Fungi; Mucoromycota; Mucoromycetes; Mucorales; Phycomycetaceae
Exons: 8
Coding region: 1-1188 (395 amino acids)
Biological process (GO): protein phosphorylation; intracellular signal transduction; regulation of MAPK cascade
Cellular component (GO): cytoplasm
Molecular function (GO): ATP binding; protein serine/threonine kinase activity
Source: RefSeq, a predicted model, not a curated record